This is a messenger RNA of Funneliformis caledonium, 1386 nucleotides long. The record is from the annotation of a GenBank genome assembly. Lineage: Eukaryota; Fungi; Glomeromycota; Glomeromycetes; Glomerales; Glomeraceae.
AUGGAUCUUUAUGAUGGUUAUGAUGCUGUUUUAAAUUAUUUUAAAAGCUAUGACAGUGAAACGUGGACUUAUCAACAUUUUUUAAACGAAUUAAGAGAAACGAUCAUUUCUUCUCCUCCCUAUACUGAUGACUGGACCGGCUUGGACGGUGCAUGGUGUAACAGAUUUAAAAAAUUUUCUAAUAAGGAUAUAGUACGAUUUAGGAGGUUUGGCGAAAUUUUCGUUGCCCAAGUGAUGAGUAUGAUGCGCUUAUGGGUCGGUAUUAAUAAUCGUCAGAAUAUACAAUCAUUUUUUCAAGACAUCAUUCUUGAACGUGAAAAAAGAAAUGCCGGGAAAAAUUAUGUAAUAGAAGGCGUUAGAGUCCUCAAUGAGGCAAGUGGAGACUCACACAAACGUCAAUGUCGCCGAACAGAAAACGGGCCAUCGCAAACUCCAGAAGACAAGGUUUCAGAGGUUACAGAGGUCACAGAUGACGAAGAAUGGGAGUUUGACACACCACAGCCAAGUUGGCUAAAAAAAUUGAUAGAGGAACGUCUAGGUUCUAACGAAGUUCUCUCCUCAGAUCAAUCUGGUGGAAGAUUCGGAGAAAGUAUUGGAAAUAUUCAACGUCGCUGGCAAGGACAUACUGAUAGUCCAUUAACGAAUUUUGGAGCACAGCAAGCAGAGCAGGCGGGAGAAGCAUUGAAACAUGAAAAGUUUACAUUUGCAAUUUCAAGUGACUUAACUAGAACAAUGACCACAGCAAAAUUAAUUCUCUCACGAAAUAUUUAUUUCGUCACAAAUCCAAUGGAAUUAUGUACGGAUUUUCGGUUAAGGGAACAACAUUUCGGUAAUUUUGAAGACCAAUCACUUAACAUACCUGUGAAAUAUGCCAUCACCCCUCCUGAUCCUCGGUUAAUUAAAUUUGUCGGAGAAGGAGCAGAAUCAUUACAAGAUGUAUUCAAUAGAGCAACGACAUUCAUAUCAGAUUUACUAACCCAUUAUCAACAACGACGACAACAAAUCACUUGUCAACAAGAAUAUCCACACAUUUUAAUCGUGUCACAUUCGAUUUUCAUUAAUGAAUUUUUAAAUGCUUUGUUAACACAUAAAACAUUGUUACGUCAGCAACAACCGUGGCAAUUUGUUCCUUUACAUAACACUUCUAUAUUUACAUUAAGAGUUCAUCCAUGUGAUGAUCACCAACAAGAACCUUUACGAAUUGAUGUCAUUAGAAAUAAUUAUGUUGAACAUCUUAAUGGAUUAAUUAGACAGCAAGGUGGUAUUGGUAGUGCCGUUUAUGAUAUUAAACAAAAGAAGAUAUCUUCUUUUUUUCAAAAGAAACAACAAAAUUCAAGAAUUGUUACCAAAAGAGAAAUCAUGGAAGAUCCUAUGGAUGAAGAUUAA